AUGGACGGCUCCAGCAAGGACAUAGCUAAUAUCAUUCAAAAAACGCUUGAGCCAUACAUUCGGCCACGGGAAGAAGUGACACGAAUUCGCCAGAUCCUGGCUGCCCAUCUCAACUCAUGCCUGCAAGACGGUGCAGCAGCACUCGCCCUUGUCAACACAAGUAGCCCCAGUCUAUCCCCUGCAGCUCAAGGGCUUCAUAAAGAUUACUUGGAGGCACUGGAUGCAAAUAUCAAGGCCCGGAAGGAGUUCUCUUCACUUUCUCAACGAAGACCCGAGUCCACGCUCGAAAGCCCCAAUCCAAGUAUUGACGAUGGAGGUCUAAAUCGUCUACAGGAUCUCAUCACAACAAUCAGGCUGCGACAAAAGCUUGACAAACUUCAGGCAAUUGCGCAAGGACUCAACGUCCUAUCACAAAAGCCCGCAGCAUCGCCUCGAUUCCUCGAUUCAAGUGAGGUGUUUAAAGACUCCAGGCCUCUUCCAGAAGUUCCGAGAAACUUGAUCACCGCAAUCACUGUCAACAAGGCAAACCAAACCCUCCAACUCAGGGAUCUCAGCAACCAACUCGAGAAGCAUGUGCUUCAGGCAAAGCUACUGCUGAAACGUGAGGAACAGCUCCUGAAAAAGGUCCGAUCACGCUCAACGGCUAGCCCCGAAAAGAUUAGCCCGAACUACAAGCUCGAGGCUUUGAACAAAACGAGGGUUGAACUCAUCAACUGGAUCGAAUCCGAGCUCAGCAAAGCGGGAGGAGAGGAAGACGAGGGAGAAAUUCAAAAUAGGCAUAAGCAGCAUGGAGAGUCAAUCUCAAUUCAACUGGAUGAGCAACUCGCCAGCAUCAAGGAAAAGUAUGCGCAGUAUCUCGAGGCCCGCAAAUAUCUUCUACAGCUUGUCAGCCAGCAACCCAAGCCUGUUGUGCAGUCACCAGCAGAAGAGCAAAAGCCGCUGUGCCAACCAACUUCCCCAGCUCCGAUCACGUACUUGCUGGCCCCUUACGUCCAGCAACUCCUUGCACUGUCCCAUGAGCAAAAGACACUUAUCGCCCACAAAUCGCAUCUGUACACAAUUAUUGGGAAACAACUCAAGGAGAGCAACCAAGUCCUUAACCAUCUAGCAGAAGAGAGCCACUUGAUGCCUGCUCAUCCGAUGCCUGGGGGAAUAAGACCUCCUACACUCACUUCCGGCGCUAUAGGAACAUCUGAUAUUUCUGGCCCUUCUAAUUGGGUCAAGCCUUGGGUCUUUGCUGCAGACUCAGCUAAAAUUGCGACCCUGGAAGCAGUGGCAGAGAAAAUUGAUGAAGGUCAACUUGCUCUGGAAGGUACCAUGCGCACUCUCGGUGAAAUAGACGAGUUUCUGGGGACCAGCGCAAACAUAGGAGAACAAGAGAGCCCGGCCGAACAAGCCCGCGCGACCGGAGCAGAGGGUUCAGGAGCAAAAGACCAGCCAACUGGUAGACACCUAGGGUCGAAGAGGAAUACAAUCAAAGUUGAAAAGCCAGCAACUCUCAAAACCGUGUGGGACACACUGGAUGGGGGCCUUGGGCUGCCUUAA
Molecule: messenger RNA, 1545 nt
Organism: Thermochaetoides thermophila DSM 1495
Lineage: Eukaryota; Fungi; Ascomycota; Sordariomycetes; Sordariales; Chaetomiaceae
Exons: 1
Coding region: 1-1545 (514 amino acids)
Source: RefSeq, a predicted model, not a curated record